This is a messenger RNA of Penicillium manginii, 684 nucleotides long. Its product is annotated as GNAT family N-acetyltransferase. The coding region runs from base 1 to 684 and encodes 227 amino acids. The record is from RefSeq and is a predicted model, not a curated record. The transcript has a single exon. Gene Ontology annotation, molecular function: acyltransferase activity, transferring groups other than amino-acyl groups. NCBI's taxonomy places the organism in Eukaryota, Fungi, Ascomycota, Eurotiomycetes, Eurotiales, Aspergillaceae.
AUGAUCACCUCAGGCCGUGCCUCAACGGAGCCUACCCUUCUUCCCAAUUCUUUUCCCUCAGCGGAAAAUCUACAAGAAAUAUUACACCGGUACAAAGAGAUUCGACUCAAUGGCUUUCAAACCAAUCCCGAAGCCUUCGUCUCUUCAUAUGAAGAAUCGUUAAAGAAAUCAGACGACACAUGGCGGUCCCAACUACAAAGCCAAUUAAGCAAGACGUUUGUGUCGGUCAUUCAAUCACAAGAAGCACCAAAGAACAGCCACGGGCCUAUAAGCUUUGAGAGUUUCGAUGAUACCCACCCAUCUCUCCAGAAAUUGCUGCAAAAUGACUGGGUUGGCAUCGUUUCGAUCACGGGUCCCAUUCUGUUCUCCAAGCCCAAUACGGCCGCAAAGACAUCACUAAGUAAGCCAUGGGAGACUUUUAUCAAGGAUGGCAAAUACCAGCUACCCGCAAGGCCAUUGGACCCGAAUUACCUUCGAGGGAAAUACAUCGUUUAUGUGCUUGGAGGCUUGUUCGUUUCGCCUCAGGCACGGGGGCAAGGGCGUGCGCGUCAGCUGAUAAAUGCGACGAUCGAAGCAGCCUACAAAGAAGCAAGAGCUUUAGCCAGUUCAAAGGCUAGCAUUGUGAUCCAGGCUGAAGCUGGCAAUACCCGUGCACGUCGACUAUACGAGAGUUUUGGGAUUUGA